UCCCGGGGGCGGGGCCGGGGCCGGCUCAGUACUCCGCGUAUUACGGUAACCGUUCAUUCUGGGUAUUACGGUAAGGACCUGCGAAGCUGCAAGUGCCGGCCAUGUGGAGUGGGGGUGCUGGCGAUGCGCCGUCGGGCUGCAUCGUUUCUCCACAGUCGCUGCUUGUCCUGCUGGGCACUUCAGCCACCUUCUGCUUUCAUUACGGAACCAGCGCGGAGGGACCCCGCCAUGACAGAAAUGAUCAUCAGCAGCUGUAAGGCUGCCGGCGAGGGACUGGCCCUCAAACCGGACGACAACGGGCUGCCCUUCCAGAUCUUCCCGGACCCCUGUGACUCGUACGAGGGUCAGUGCAAACUCAAGGACCGUCUCCCCUCGAUCGUGGUGGAGCCAACUGACGUCAGCGAGGUGGAGAGCGGGGAGCUGCGCUGGCCCCCCGAUGACUUCCUCGUCGCUGAGCAGGAGGCUGAGGGGGGGCAGACGUGCCCCGGGGGACGAGGACAGAGCCAGAGUGAGACAGGUGGAGCAGAGCAGAAGGAGACGGGACACAGCCCGGCAUCGACUCGUCCGAACUGAGCCCCGGCGCCGGGCACGGACUGCUCGCCCCCACAGACCGAUCACAUCCCCCCCCCCCCCCCCACUCCCCGCAGACACUGGCCCGGACCCCGGAGGAGAACUGUCACCCACGGAGGGGCCCUGUCGGUCUGCACAUCUCUGCACCUGGGCUGUCUGCUGGUGGAUCUUGGGGGGGGGGGGUUUGCGGGGGGGGGGGGG
This is a messenger RNA of Pristis pectinata (smalltooth sawfish), 771 nucleotides long. Its product is annotated as protein LBH-like. Lineage: Eukaryota; Metazoa; Chordata; Chondrichthyes; Rhinopristiformes; Pristidae. Gene Ontology annotation, biological process: regulation of DNA-templated transcription. The coding region runs from base 124 to 573 and encodes 149 amino acids. The transcript is spliced from 4 exons. The record is from RefSeq and is a predicted model, not a curated record.